Messenger RNA from Gossypium raimondii (Peruvian cotton), 1895 nucleotides. RefSeq names its product rop guanine nucleotide exchange factor 12. The coding region runs from base 153 to 1646 and encodes 497 amino acids. The transcript is spliced from 7 exons. The record is from RefSeq and is a predicted model, not a curated record. Gene Ontology annotation, molecular function: guanyl-nucleotide exchange factor activity. Lineage: Eukaryota; Viridiplantae; Streptophyta; Magnoliopsida; Malvales; Malvaceae.
ACCAUUAAUGGAAAACCCAAAGUCACUAAAAUCCCCCUCUCCCCCAUAAAAAAUUCAUGGCUUUGUUUUUUUUAUAAUAAUAAUAUUAUUAUUUAUUAUUUUAACUCUUCCAGUUUGAUUGUUCUUCGUUUUUGUUUAACAGAGAUUGAACCAUGGUUCGAGCUGUUGAACAAGAACAAGAAAGUAAAAAGUUGACGUCAACGAUACUCGAUUUCAAGGGUUCUAAUGAUAACAAAGGCGAAGGUGACAAUGGCUUGAAUUCAAAUGUGUCCAUUGAAGAAAUGGUCGCUGCCUUCCAAGCCAGAGAAAAGCAAUUAUUAAAUGAGAUGGACCAAAUGAAGGAAAAGUUUGCUAAAUUACUAUUGGGUGAGGACAUGUCUGGUGGAGGGACUGGAGUUUCAUCAGCUUUAGCACUCUCAAAUGCCAUUACAAACCUUGCUGCAUCUGUUUUUGGUGAACAAUCUCGCUUAGAGCCAAUGUCAACUGAAAGGAAAGCAAGGUGGAGAAAAGAAAUGGCCUGGCUAUUGUCUGUAACUGAUCACAUUGUUGAACUUGUUCCUUCUCACCAAAAAAACAAGGAUGGUUCUGACAUGGAGAUAAUGGUCACUAAGCAACGAAAUGAUCUUCUUAUGAACAUUCCAGCCCUGAGGACACUUGAUAGAAUGCUUAUCGAUGGUUUGGAUACCUUCAAAGACCAAACCGAAUUCUACUAUUUGUCAAAAGAUGCCUCAGACUCAGAAAAGGGAAAUAACAAGAGAGAAGAUGAUAAAUGGUGGCUGCCUACUGUUAAAGUUCCCCCGGAUGGUCUAUCAGAAGCUGCAAGGAAAAACCUUCAGGUUCAAAAGGAAUGUGUCACUCAAGUUCUUAAAGCAGCAAUGGCAAUUAAUGCUCAACUUCUAUCUGAGAUGGAGAUCCCUGAAAGCUACAUUGAAUCCCUCCCUAAGAACGGGAGAGCUAGUCUUGGAGAUUCAAUCUAUAAGAGUAUCACAGACGAAUUCUUUGAUCCAGAUCAAUUCCUUUCUAGUAUGGACCUAUCAUCAGAGCACAAGAUUUUAGACCUCAAGAAUAGAAUUGAGGCAUCUAUAGUGAUUUGGAAGAGGAAAAUGCACCAAAAGGAUUCGAAAUCAUGGGGCUCUGGUGUUAGUAUGGAGAAAAGAGAACUGUUUGAGGAAAGAGUUGAGAUCAUUUUACACCUUAUCAAACAUAGGUUCCCAGGACUUCCUCAAUCUUCACUAGACAUCAGCAAAAUUGAGUACAAUAAGGAUGUAGGGCAGGCUGUCCUAGAGAGCUAUUCAAGAAUACUGGAGAGUUUGGCACACACGGUUAUGUCCAGAAUCGAAGAUGUCAUCCGUGCUGAUUUACUUACACAAGAUCCACCAGAAUCCAACCCCACAAAAGAUGAUAGCCGGCCUAACUCGGUGCAUGCAGGAGAUGAUUCGGAGAGUACCAAUGCGCAGACCCUCUCGGAUUUACUUACAUGGACUACAGACCAAAAUGACAAUGAAGACCAAACAGAGCCACAACUAGAGACACCCAAAGAGAAUAAUGAUCAAAAGCACUUGACAAAACUUAAUAUGUUAAUUACCAAGAAGAUUUCUUAUCUUGAGAGCUUGGGUGGAUUAAGAAGUCCAACAUCACGCCAUUAACGGUGGAGAAGAUGAAGAAUAAGGAACAAAAGAGAAUAGAAAAAUGAAAAUGAAAACUGGAAGCAGUUAGAGAGAUAGUUAGAGGGUGAUAGACCAUGAAGUUCUAAAGCAUUAUCUAUACACCAUGAAAGCCAUUUGUAGUUUGUUAGCUACCGAAAUAUGAUUCUUUUUUUUUUUUCCUCAAAAUUCAUGUUUCUUAACUGUCAAAUACUAUUUAUUAUACCUAAAUCCCAAUCGCUAUAUACUUAU